ACGUAGAGGGAAAUUAGGGUUCCAAUGAGAAAACAACAGAAAGCAGCGACAGGGAAAUAGGGGGCCUGGCCUUGCUUAAACCCUAAACGUAAAACCCCCAUCGGGCGCCUCUCUUCCUCUGAGCCCUCUCUCUCUCUUUCUCUCUUUCUCUCUCUCUCUCUGCCUCUCUCGGUAAGAGUAUGCCAGCAAAGAUCAUCCUACGGCUCCUAAACCCCACACUCGCGAUCAUGAAGACCACUAACCCUCGCCCCAUCCCCAAAACUACCCGGGGGCUUUCCAUUUUUUGUCGGGUCUUUCCCCACAAGCUGAGGUACCAAUCUUUAGCUCCUCUAAAUGCUGCUCGUACCUUUUCCAGUGUUAACAAGUCUUCUUCCAAGAGUCUUAUAGAGGAUGAAGCUCAACUCAGUGACUGGGUUAGUGAUUUGAGCUCUCAUUCCUUUCUUGCUCAUAACAAGUCUAAGAAACUCUACACUGAUGACGAUAAUGAUGAUGAUGAUUUUGCUCACAAGAGGAGGAGGAGGAGAGCUGACGAUGAUGGUGAUGAUGAUUUUGCCAGCAGAAGAGGUGCUAGUAGAGCGAAUCGGGCGGGUUCUUUCGGUGGUCACUUUGACAGGAAAAGAGAGUAUGGUUCAAGUGAUUAUGCUGUGUCGAGCAGAGCAAGAGGGGGAGGUUCUGUCAAUGGGCCAAGGGGGGGUAGAGAUUUUGAUUCUAAUGAUUAUGGGAGGGGAGGAGGCGUAUCUAGUAGAUCAAGGGGAAGGGGAGGUAGAGAUUUUGAUUCCGGUGCUUAUGCAAGGGGAGGUGUGUCAAAUAGGGGGAGGGGAGGUCGAGAUUUUGAUACUGACAGUCAUGGAAGAGCAAGGGGAGGUCGUCGUGAUUCAUUUGACUUGUCUUCAAGGGAUUAUAAAUUAGAAACUAGAGGGGGAAGAGCUUCCCAACUAGGAUCUAGGGGGGACAGAGGGGGUGGACGUGGAGGUAUGAGGGCAGCUACUUCUGUUUCCAAGAGAGCAGGUUUAAUUUUGUCAGAUACAGAUGAUUUUGAUGAAAAUGAGGUAGAAGAUGAGGAUACGGACGAGGGCGUAGAGAAGGUAAGAGAUAGUUUUCGAGAAUUGAUCAGUGAGGAGAAUAGUGACGACAACAGUGAAUCAGUUGAUGAUACUGAUGAUGAUGACGAGGCUUCCGCGAAUGCAAAUUCUUUCUCAAGAAUGGAAAUUAUAGAUAGCCCCAGUGCUUCACGUAUGACUUCACAAGGAGGAAGUGAUUCUUACCUGAGUGAAACAAGGUUCGAUGAGUGCUCGGUGUCUUCCCCAUCACUAAAAGCAAUUAAAGAUGCUGGGUAUGAGAAGAUGACUGUUGUACAGGCGGCAACACUUCCUGUUAUUCUCAAAGGUAAGGAUGUGUUAGCAAAAGCAAGAACUGGCACAGGAAAAACCGUGGCCUUUCUGCUCCCGUCAAUCGAAUUAGUUACAAAAUCACCACCCGUUGGUCAUGAUCAGAAGAGACCUCCAAUCAUUGUGCUAGUCAUUUGCCCAACUAGAGAGCUUGCUAGCCAGGCUGCUGCUGAGGCUAACAAAUUGUUGAAGUAUCAUCCUUCCAUUGGUGUUCAAGUUGUUAUAGGAGGUACAAGGCUCGGGUUAGAGCAGAAGCGGAUGCAAACAAACCCAUGCCAGAUUCUUGUGGCUACACCUGGAAGAUUGAAAGAUCACAUUGAGAAUACUGCGGGGUUUGCAACUCGGCUGAUGGGUGUGAAAGCCCUAGUUCUGGAUGAAGCUGAUCAUCUGUUAGACAUGGGAUUCCGUAAAGACAUUGAGAGGAUAAUAGCUGCUGUUCCUAAACAGCGACAAACACUUCUGUUCUCUGCAACAGUCCCUCAAGAGGUUCGUCAAAUCUGUCACGUUGCAUUGAAGAGAGAUCAUGAAUAUAUUGACACUGUUAAGGGCAGUGAAGAGACUCAUGCACAGGUCACACAAACACAUCUAGUUGCUGCUAUGGACCAGCACUUUCCACUUUUAUAUGCUCUACUGAAAGAGCAUAUUGCGGAUGAUGUUGAUUAUAAGGUACUCGUGUUCUGUACAACUGCAAUGGUCACAAGGCUUGUUGCUGACCUUCUUGGUGAGCUGAAAUUGAAUGUCCGGGAAAUUCACUCUAGGAAACCACAAAGUUACAGAACCAGGGUGUCUGAUGAAUUUCGGAAGUCAAAGGGUCUUAUCCUGGUCACAUCUGAUGUUUCAGCUCGCGGAGUGGACUAUCCAGAUGUUACACUUGUUAUACAGGUGGGCAUACCUGCUGAUAAAGAGCAGUACAUACAUAGACUUGGUAGAACUGGACGUAAAGGUAAGGAAGGGCUAGGCAUACUGUUGCUGGCUCCAUGGGAGGAAUACUUUUUGUCCACUAUUAGGGACCUGCCAAUAUCAAAAGCUUCCCUUCCUUCUGUUGAUCCCGACACAAAGAGAAAGGUAGAGAAGGCGCUGUCUCAUGUAGAGAUGAAAAACAAAGAGGCAGCAUACCAGGCGUGGCUUGGCUAUUACAAUUCCGUCAAAAGUGUGGGCAAGGACAAGUAUAGACUUGUGGAACUUGCAAACGAGUUCAGCCGAUGCAUGGGCCUUGAUAAUCCUCCUGCAGUUUCGAAGCUCGUCCUCGGGAAAAUGGGUUUACGAAAUAUCCCGGGAUUGCGCUCUAAAUGAUCCAAUAGGUUCUAUACUAUAUCAACCAUGAACAUAAAAUUGUCUUAAACCAUUUCCAUUCUUUUUUGUUUUAGAAACGAUAGAAUAGUUGGUUUCAUGUGCUUUUAAAAUAGGUCUUGAGCUGUGGGCAUCCCUUCGAUUGGAAUCGCUGCUGCUGUUCCUUCAUCAGAGUGAAUAUCUUUCUCAUUUCA
Messenger RNA from Daucus carota subsp. sativus, 2872 nucleotides. Its product is annotated as DEAD-box ATP-dependent RNA helicase 31. Gene Ontology annotation, cellular component: chloroplast. The coding region runs from base 180 to 2681 and encodes 833 amino acids. The transcript has 10 exons. NCBI's taxonomy places the organism in Eukaryota, Viridiplantae, Streptophyta, Magnoliopsida, Apiales, Apiaceae. The record is from RefSeq and is a predicted model, not a curated record. Gene Ontology annotation, molecular function: nucleic acid binding; ATP binding; RNA helicase activity.